AUUAAAAACUGCCAUUAAAAUGAACAGAAAUUAUCAAUAUCUCCACCGAGUACAUGAUGCGGUCGUAACGAGUUAGGCGAGGCAUUUACCGCCCGGCUUGAUACUCAUGCUUUAGAGAACGAUCAAUCAAAUGUGUACUGUUUCAGACAGAAACAUGUACAGUGUUUUUCUGCGAGUGUAGACAGCGGUAGACUCAGUUCACUGCCUUCACAGCUUCCGAGAACCCGCAAGCUAGCGAGCUAGCUUCAUUGCUGCAGCCUGGACCGCUGAAACAACGCAGGGAGGCAACAAGCAGACAAGAGCGGAAGACACGUCGCAGUAGGCAGCAUUGAAUCCGUUGUGUUGCAAGGGCUGAGGCUGUGGCUGCCCCGGAAAUACAGAUGAAAUAUUGAAAACACACCAGCCACUGGCGUGUGAGGCCAGCUGUCUUGCAGACAGGACAGCAAACACUCCUUUUCUCUCUCACACACACGCAUACACACACAUUUCAAUCAGCUGUCUUUUGGUGCUGUACUGUAAGCCCAAUGGCAAGCAGGAGAAAGUCCACGACCCCUUGCAUGGUCCUGCCGUCAGACAUGGUGGAGCAGGACCCCGAGAUGGAGGCCAUGGAUGCAAGUGAGGGAACCGGGAUUGGGAUCACAGAGGCGGGACCCACGGAGGGAGCUGUCCCACCAGCUGACCUGGAGCCAGAGCAUGAUGGACGCCAUUACACCGGUGAGGACAGCUUUGCUCGCAUGAAACGGCAAAGUCAAACUGGCGUCUUGGAUCCUUCACCCCCAGACCUCACAUAUGAGGGUGGCUUUUCUCAGCCUGACGUGGAGGACAGCGAAGACCCAUCACAGUCCAGCAUUUCACUCAGCAAGACCCCGAUCAUGAAGAUGAAGAGCAAAUCGGAACCCAAGAGGAUUGCGGUGUCGCUGAAAGGCGCGGACGAGGGCGACGCAGUCCCGGACAGCGACGGCGACCCGGAGCCCAUGGACACGUCGUCUGUGGUGGCUCCCAUACCUGCCGAGAUUCUCAGCCAAAUCCCCAUGGAUCCAACCAAGUCCAACAUCCUCGUCAACAUUCCCAGCCCACUGAUGGCCGACACCAAGAAGACGGUGUUCAACCAGGCCACGGUUCUUCCUGCCGGCCUGGCACAGGUCCUCUCCGCCCUGCAGGCGCAGCAGAGUGCCCAGGCUCAGCUCCUGAUCCCCGUCAGCAGCAUCCCCACCUACAACUCUGCCAUGGACACCAACACGAUCCUGGUGAACACCUACAAAAAGUUCCCCUAUCCCUCUGUGUCAGAGAUCAUGGGGCUGUCGGCUCAAACCAAGUUCAGCGAGGAGCAGAUCAAAAUCUGGUUCUCGGCGCAGCGGCUGAAGCACGGCGUGAGCUGGACCCCUGAGGAAGUGGAGGAGGCCCGACGGAAGCAGUUCAACGGCACGGUGCACACGGUGCCCCAGACCAUCACCGUCAUCCCGGCUCACCACCUCUCGGCCACCAACGGGUUGCAGUCCAUCCUGCAGACGUGCCAGAUAGUGGGGCAGCCGGGUCUGGUCUUGACCCAGGUGGGCACCGCCAACAGCCUGCCGGUCACCACCCCUAUAACGUUGACUGUGGCCGGGGUCCCCACUCAAGCUCAGGCCCCAAAGGUCAUCAGCUGCCAGGCCAGCCCUGCAGUGAGCGAGACCAAGAGAGCUACAACUGUCCAGCCCCCAUCCCUCACCCCGCAGGAGAAUUCGGCCCUCAGCGCAGACCACUUUGGCAUGAGGCCCAAGAAGUCCAAGGAGCAGCUGGCCGAGCUGAAGGCCAGCUACCUAAAGAACCAGUUUGCCAGCGACGCAGAAAUCGCUCGCUUAAUGAAACUCACCAACCUGACUAAGGGCGAAAUCAAGAAGUGGUUCAGUGACACGCGCUACAACCAGCGCAACUCCAAGAACAGUCAUGUCAUAGUUUUCCAUGACAACGCUCGGUCUAACAGCAACAGUGGUCCCAUCGUCAUUGAUUCCAGUGAUGAGACACCUCAGUCCCCCAUCCCCUCACCCGUCAAGGAGAAGGAGACGCGUGCAAAGACCUGGAACCCUUUCCCCGAUUUCACGCUGCAGAAGUUCAAGGAGAAGACUCCUGAGCAGCUAGUGGUUUUGGAGGAGAGCUAUCAGAAAUAUGACACGCCCACGGACGAUGAGCUCAAUAGACUAAGGGCGGAAACGAAACUCACCAGGCGAGAGAUUGACGCCUGGUUCACCGAGAAACGGAAAACCCCAUCGGUGGUAGCAGCAGCAGCAGCAGCAGCAGCAGCAGCAGCAGCAGCAGACCAGACUGACCCGAAAGGGGACAAGUCCGAGGGAGAGUCCCGGAAGGGGAGCCAGACUCCUCCGGGAGCGAGACGCUCCAGCAAAGACAAAAUCACGAAGAAAACCCCCGAACAGUUGCACGUUCUGAAGAGUGCCUUUGUGCGCACGCAGUGGCCGACCACCGAAGAGUACGACAAGCUGGCCGAUGAGAGCCGUUUGCCAAGGUCGUACAUAGUCAACUGGUUCGGAGACACCCGCUACGCCUGGAAGAAUGGGAAUCUCAAGUGGUAUUUUUACUACCAGAGUGGGAACGUCGAGGGCAUAAACGGGAACAAGAGCAGGAAGAGGAGAGUGCGGAAUCGGGGCUGGGGUCGGUCCCGCAGCCGGAGGCCCAAGAAGACCGUGGACCCCGAGAAGCCCCCUCCAAUCAAGUUCAAGUCCGGCAAAGACACGCUCAAGGAGUACUACCUAAAGCACAAGUUCCUCAAUGAGCAGGACCUGGACGAGCUGGUGGCCAAGUCGAGCAUGAGUUAUGAGCAGGUCCGGGAGUGGUUCACCGAGAUCCGACGGAAAGUGGAUGCGGGCGUGGAUCCCUUCGGGGAAGGGGAAGGGGAGGGGGAGGGGGGGGAGGGGGCCGAGGAAGACGAUGACGACACUGACGACAGUGAAACAUGGGAGCCUCCACAGAGCGUCAGAAAAACUGAGUCGGCUUCCGAGGAACAGUGAAAGGGGUCAGUUGGCGGUUGGUUGUCGACGGAUACAGCACAUGUUUUAAGUUCAGUACUGUCAGUGUGAUUUGAGAAGCACUGCCUGACUGAGACUCCCACUUUUACCUGCCACCAUUUCACACGUUGCACCUUACACACCUAAUCAUUCAAGCAUUUUAGGCCUGUGUUAGUAUUUGCGCUUUGAAGAUAACGACAACCAUUUGAGCAAAAAAGAAAUAUAACCGAAAUGGACACUGAUGGUCAAAAAUCCACUCUAACCGGAGUAGCAGUAUUUCAACAACAUGAAGAAUUCUAAUCAAUCCAAUUAGAGUAUCGGAUAGAGCAUAAUCAGCACAUUUGUAAAAUGUAAUUAAAUUAUAAUUACUAAGUGUAUUUUGAAUCCCCCUGAAGAACAGCAUUGCUUAUGUACUGAAAAGAGGCAUGAGGGGAAGGAUUUACUGUAAAGGGUUUGUUUAUUGCUUACUUGCAAGGAGGACCUGUGGUGCCAAAGCUACUCAGUUGAAUGUUCUGGUCCCCUGUGCUGUUGCUGUUACAAGAGGUGUCCACCAGGGGAGUAUGCAUGGUUUGUGUGAUCUCCAGAGGUGCUGGCAGGUCGACACACAAUUAGGCACUUUGUCAACCACUUGUGUUAUUUGAUAGUGGUUUAAAAGAGAGAGAGCGAGAGCGAGUGAGAGAGAGAGAGACACUUGACUAGCCACCUUAAUUCUCAACAACCAUCUGAUGGUUUUGAGAGACCAAACAUUUAUUAACAUAAAAUGAUGUACCAGGAAAGGAAAAAAACACACAUUUUGCCUCUGGUGCCCUCCGUAGCUGUUGAGUGGCUAAGAGGAGAUGACCACAUAUGCCCUUAUUCCACCAUAUACUGACGAUGAUCUGUAAAGUGAAACAGCACAACCAACAAACAACCAAUGAAGAGCUGUGGCUAUAGCUGCUUGUAGUCUAUCAGACCUGCACUAUGUGGAUGGUAUUUUUAAUCUUCUUAAUUGCCCUGUGUCUUUGUGUUUUUUUUAUUAUGAUAAUCAUGUAAAACAGUAAAUUGCCUAGUGCCUGUGUGUAAGGGGGAGUGGAGCCGACUUGUGGACUCUUAACAUUUUUUUUCCAACUGGACUGUUUCAAAGCCAGUCUUUUCUAAUUUGUGUCUAAAUUGCAUGUCGCCUUUUAUUGUUUUGCGCUAAGUAGUAUAUAGGGCUGUACAACCCUUAUCUCUUAUCCUCCUCCUCUUCGUCCUCUAGUUUCCUUUCCUUCUCUCUUGUCUUCAGAAUCCACGCAAAGAUCUACUUUUUUGUGUGUUUCAGCGUGUGUGUUCUAAUGGUAUUGAUCUAUUCAACUAGAUGAAAAUAAUCCUGCAAAACCAGUUAAAAUACCUUUCAUGAAUAUUGUUUCAACUACACAAUUAAGAAGUUUUCAUCCAGAAAAUCAAUAUAAUUGCCUUGAAGACACGUUUACGUGCACCGCAGUAGAGUUUUACUGAGAUUGAUUGAUUACCUAAAAGUGAUAGAGUAAAAACCUCUUUACCAUGCAGCUUGGUGGUAUAAGACCUUUUGAUUUUCGUUUUAUGCGCAUGAAAAACAUGACUAGUAUUGGCAUUACUAGAAAUUGAAAACACUGAUCCCAAGUACAGCAUGCAAUAACUUUUAGUUAGUCACAGGAUAAAAGUUUGCUCAUUUUGUACAUACUGUCUUUUAUGCUCCCAAAUUGUACAAGUAGUUUUUAAUAGUUUUAUAUAUGUUUAUAUUUAUGAUGAUAAAAUCCACCUUGAAUUUACUGAAUUUACCACCUUGAAUUUAGUUUUAUGGUAUGCUGUGGAUGAUUGGACAUAAUCCGUGCAGACUGGCUACUUUGCACCUUUUCGAAAGCGGAAUUGAUGUAGAUUCAGCCACAAAGUUGAACUGGUUUUUGAAUCAUUUCAGUUUUUAGUUUAGCUUCUGAGUGCAUUUUCCUGUAGAUUUCCCUUUAACCAUACUACCAUAUUGUGCAGUUGAGGUAAUGAGUGUGUGUGGUGUUAAGUACUGUCUUAACAUAGUCAAUAAUACUUUUAACCCCUUGUGUCAUAUUUCUCAACCUAGAAGUCCUCUGGUUUCGCAAGCUUGUUCUCUAGUUUGAUCAUUAGUUGCUUCUAGAAACACUUUUUUUGUAUUUUGUGUGUCAGUGCAGAAAAAAUGGUGGGUUUUAAUGAAAUGUACCUGUUAGCUUUUCAACAGUCAUUUCACACUGACCACAUUGGUACUAGACUUAAGACUAGUAAUGUACUUGUUAACAGUUAUCAGUGUGGAAUCUAAUGCCUCAUUGCAUUUUAGUUCAGACACUUUGAGAUGCUCAGCAAAGUUACAGAGAACCUGGAGCCAUCACUGAAGUGUUACUGGUUUCACUGUUAUUGAUUUGAAUGAGCCUGGAUGGAUAUUCUGUAGGCACCUCUGCUGUCAGUGUCAAAAGCUUUAUUCCCCUGAGCCAUAGGCCUUGUGCAAUGUUAUUAAUUUAAAUUGAAUUGUCCUUCUAGGCUGUGGCUUGAUUUAGACAAAAAUAUAUAUUUUAUACUUGUUUGAGGAUCAAACAAAUAAAUUUGAAUGAAAACAAA
Messenger RNA from Sardina pilchardus (European sardine), 5579 nucleotides. Its product is annotated as zinc fingers and homeoboxes protein 1-like. The record is from RefSeq and is a predicted model, not a curated record. Gene Ontology annotation, cellular component: nucleus. The transcript is spliced from 4 exons. Gene Ontology annotation, biological process: regulation of transcription by RNA polymerase II. NCBI's taxonomy places the organism in Eukaryota, Metazoa, Chordata, Actinopteri, Clupeiformes, Clupeidae. The coding region runs from base 525 to 3002 and encodes 825 amino acids. Gene Ontology annotation, molecular function: DNA binding; DNA-binding transcription factor activity, RNA polymerase II-specific.